UUUACAGGAGAUGUUUUGUUUUUGGUUCUGGGAAUGACACACACAGACAGACACAAUGAUAUAUAAGCGAUCAUUGGUCUGUCGCUGUUCUCUGCAACACGAGGCUUGAAGGAAAGCAAAGAGAGGCUUGCAAAUGGCGGCUGUUGGCAAAAACAAAAUUUCAGUGCGCUUAAUUUGUUUCGGCCAAAGUGUAAACCGUUUUUAGUUAUACUUAAAAGUGCAGAUACUGUUAUGGCAAAGAACAAUUUAUUCAAAUGGAAUAAGGGAUCGUCUUCGGGUAUUGAUAGGAAACAAGAAGAAUCUGGUGUGCAAGCAUGGAUAAAGAGAGUUCAAGCAGCAUCAGAUGGUGCCUCCAUAGAAGCAUAUGGAAGUGCCAUCCCAGGCAUUGAGGAGAUAGCUGUCAUGCAACCAGAUGAUCAAGCUAUUUAUGAAGCUCAAGAGCUUGUGGAUAAAUGGAUGCAAGGUCAGCAUUUGUCAGAGUUGAACCUUGAGCUUGAAUUCAAGGAUGAAAAUUGGUCUUCUAAAGCAAAGCCAAUGAUACCAGCGUUAACAGAUAACAAUGAUGGUAUAGAAACAUACGGAUUAUCUGAAGAUGGACAUAUCCUGACUUCGAAUUCCUACAAUAAUGAUGAUUAUGAUGAUAUUUCCAUUGACUAUGAAGAAGAAGCUCAGAAGAUGUUCAGAAAAUUUAUGAAUAAUACAAAUGUUGAAGAGACAGUGAUGUCAGAUCUUGGAAUGGAGAAAGUGACGAAAAAGUUCAAAGACCCAAGACCCAAAAUGGAACAAAGGCAUCAAUUAGUGAAAGAAAGAAACAAAGCGAGAAAAGAAAAGAUACACAAUAUACAGCGGGAAAAGAUGAUGAAGAGAGAUGCGGAAGUUUUGGCUCGAAAAAAGAUCCAGGAAGAAGAAAAAGCAAGAAAAAUGAAGCAGCAGAAAGAAGAAGCGGCCAUUCAAAGGCAGAUGGCAGCUAUUCGCAAAGAAAUGGAAGAGGAAAGACUAAAAACUAAAGAAGAACAGGAGAGGCGACAAAGGGCUUUGAAAGAAGCUGAAGAGCAAGUACGUUUUGAGUUGAGACAAAAGGAAGUUCUUAAAAAGGAAGAAGAGGAGAGAAGAAUGAUGGCCGAAGAGAAGAUGAGGAGGCGCGUCUUGGUUGAAAUGGAAGAGAAAUCUUUACGGGAAGCCGCUGGAAGCCUGAGGCUCUUGCAUAAGGUUUUCUCGGCCUGGUAUGGUCUUGUUGUUGAUAAUCGUAUGAAGGUUGGAAAGGCUCGCGCCAUGUGUGACUGGAAAUGCAAGCUACGAGCAUGGAAUGCAUGGAGAGCAUACAUAAAUCAUUUGAAGUCGUGUAAAGAAGCCGAGGAUAUUGCAAUGGCGCUAAAGAUCAGAUACAGAAAAGAGCAAAUGGCCAUUGGUCAUGCCAAGCUGAAACUGAUGCGGAAAUGUUUUAUUAGUUGGCGUUCGUGGGCCAAGGAGCAGUAUCGCUUAGAGGAAAUCAAAAGAGAGCAGCAAGAGAGAGCUUUGAAAAUGGCGACAUUCCUGGAAGCAGCUGCUAGUGGAAAACUCUGGGGGAAUAGUGAAAGUAAAGUGAACAGGCAGGAAGCUGAUACAAGUGGGCCCCAAGACACAGGUAGAUCUGCAGACAUCAACGGAAAAAUAGACGAGAUAUUCGAAAAUGAAGAUAAAAAACGAAAGCCUUCUUCAAGCCGUAAACCCAGAAAUAGGCCAUUAUCAAUGACGUUUACCAAAAAGGACCCUAAAAAGUUUUCAGAGAAUAAGAGUAACAGACACGAGCAGUUGAACGCAUUUAGGACUGAAUCAGAUAAAUCGGAAAGCACCAGGGUAGAAUCUGACGAAAAGAAACUUCUUCCUUUAUCAGCGGAGCCAAGAUUACCGGUGUCUGAAAAGGGGAGAUCAAACUUAAUUAGCAAUCCGUCACUUGUACACUCUCACCGAAUAAGAGGUGCGAGUAGCAAUAACAGAAGCGUUCUUAAAUCCGAGCCGUUAAACGAAAAGGCAGAAACUGGAUUGAAUCUUGACGAAGUGGAUUCCGAAUCGAUCGUUAGCGCCAUGUUAAGUGACGAGAGAGAGUCAAAGAGAUGUAAGGAGGAAUUGCUUUCCAGAAAAUCGACAGUCAAAUCUGAGAAAGCUGCAACCAAACCAGUUUUAUUGCCGAUGGAGGAGAGAGCUAAACUGCGAGCGGAGAAAAAAGCAAUAUUCGAAGAAAGAAGAAAACGACAGGAGCAGGAAAAACUUGAACUACUCAAAAUAGAGCAAGAAAAAUUAAUGCUUGCUGAAAUUGAAAUGAAAAAAGAAAAAAUUCGACAAAUAAAAGAACAAGAGAGGGAAAAGAAAGAGCGUGAGCAAGAGAAACAGCAAAGACAGCAGGAGUACAAAAUCGCUUGUGAGAAGGCGGAUGCAAAUUACUGUUGUAUUUUGCUUAAACGGUUUGGAUUGGAACCUUGGAAGAGAUUGGUAGAAAUAAACAAACUCAAUGUACAAAUAGCAGAAAAGUAUUACGCACGAACAGUUUUUAGAAACUAUAUUCAAGUCUGGAGAAAUUUUACACAUGAAAGCAAGCGAGAGAAAAUUUUAUAUGCAGAUGAAUGUUUUCGAGUUAUUCUGCUGCGAAGGAGCUUUAAAGCCUGGAAAAAGUACGGAAAGCAUUACGAUAUUCUCGAAGAUGUGGCAAAAAGGCAUUACAUGUCUGCAGUCGUGAAGAAAUACUUUCAAACAUGGCAAUAUUACGUCACAAAUGAGAGAUUGGCCUAUUGGUCGAAUGAAGAAAAGGCAGAACAACAUGACGAAAAGCGUCUUUUAAAAUCUGCAUUGAGUCAAUGGAAAGCGUUUGUUGAAGAUCUAAAGGAAGAGAGAAAACGACAGAAAAGAAAAGAUGAACUUCGUAAGAAAGUCAAGGCAUGGCUGCCAGAUUUUUCGACGUAACAGGUAGCAUGUUGAAAUUCCUAAAGUUGUUUUCUAUUCUUGUACAUAAUGUUUUGUGAAUGACAAUUCAAAACGUGUUUUUGCUUUAUAGAACAUAUUGUCAUAUCUUUUUGUCUUCCUUUUAUUUCUGUUUUAUGUUUGUUUUGAUAUCACUAUUAAUUGUUAAGAAAAUUUGGACAAGUAACAAAGUUUCAAAAGUAAAAGGUUUGGUGUUUUGUUGAUGUAAAGGACGCACAAUGCAUGUUUGAAUUUUCCAAAUAUAGACGGAGUUAUUCCUCGUUAUACUUGCAAUGAUUUAUGUCUGCCCUCUAUUCUAUCAUUUUAGCUUUUAUUAUUGACAGCAUGCAUAAUAAUCAUUACAAAGCAAAAAAAACAAUUCAGCCUUGUUUAAAAUUUGCGUACUGUAGAAUCUUCUGGAAAUAAAUUAACAGAGUUGAACUUUGAAGACUGUUGAAGAUCUUACCGCAAGUUCAAAAUAAUUGUUCAGCCAGUCAGAAAGGAAGGAAAUCUCUCCUUAUUGAAAAAUAUAUUUUAUGAGCACGGCAUUACAAAUAUUUUAGCUUAAUUGGCUCAUACUUUACCCUGUCUGUAUGAUAUGUUAAAGUUAAGAAUGAGAGUCAAGAAAGUAUUUUCUUACUGACAGCUGCAGUCUCAAAAAACUAUUGUUCUAGAUCUGAUAUCAUUCCCAGGUAUCAAUUGUAAUCAGGAACACAAUACUUGCAGGAUUGACAGAAGAGAGGAAGUCAAUUAAAAAAUGUCAUCACAUAAAAUUAUAUCUAUUCUACAACGAAUUAUCUAUAUAAUAACUAAAGCCUUCUGUGUAUUAAGAGUUUAAUCCAACUAUUAACCACAGCAAUUUUUUACAAUUGAAUUUUGUUUCAAUUUCCCAAGAACUGUUGAUUGUAGGAUUGAAUGACUGUAUCUUCUGAUUGAUUGUAUGAUUGUAAGGCUGUAUCUUCUGAUUUCACUUCGUAUUAUCAAGCAUUAAACUAUCUAUAGCAAGAUGAAAUUCUAGCUUUAACAUUAAUGGAAAACGUUCGCCAUAUUGCACUUUCACUAGUGUUUGGUAUACAAAGCACCCAUGAGCAUGGAUUUCAAACUGCCUUUCAUUCAUAUCAAGUCUUUGGUAGAUAAAUAUUUUGCCAGACUGUCGAUGGCUCUUUGGAUAAUUUUCUUAUUCCUCUUUGUACUUCCUGUUUAAUUCGUGAGACCAUACACAAAGGAACCAUGUACAACAGACAAUGCAUACCAUUGCGAUAGUCACUAUGCCUCCAAUACCCAUUUUCUCUAUGAGGCAGAAGAUAAAAAUUGCGUAUAAGUCAUUGCACAAUCUGAGAAUAGAAAAUAUCUACCCAGUGCCUUCUUUGACUCUCUAUGGGUUUUGUUGAUUCCAAUUUUUAAGUGACUCUUGCCAGUGUUUGUUUUUGGCGUUAUACAUUCACAAUGACCCAAUAAACAAUGGGGCGAUAGCCAAACCUAGUUCUUUCUAAGAAGUUUUGCCUGUCUUUUCUUAUAAAAGAAAAAGGGACAAUUUGAAUUAAAGUUACAAGUAUUAAGAUAAUCUUUAAGAGCGUUUUAGCCCCAUUUUUAUUAAGGUUGAAUGUACAGUACCAUUGGAAAGAUAUAAUUAUUUUGGAGGAAGGGGCGCCAUUGUUUGAAAAAAUAUGAGCUAAGGGGAUUGUUCAUUUGAAGCAAAGUAUCUUUUUUUAUAUUUUUUGGAGGGGAAGGGCCCCCUAGGAACAGUAACAGCUACAGCACUGAAAAAUUUGAUGCAGCUUUGCUUAAAAUUUAUUUUCUUCGAUAAGCUUUCUAGUUAAAUGAUUACGAGUCUCUUGAUCUCUUGAUUAAGAAUCUCUUGAUCUCUUGAUUAAGAAUCUCUUGAUCUUUUGUCUAAUUUGUAUAGCUAAGUAGAAACAGCUAUUAAUCGCAGGUUUUAGAGAGGUUCGUUGAGUCAAAGUACAAUGAUAUGAUUGGAUUUCGAGCACUUUAGUUACAGAAAAAUUAUGAAUAAUAUGAGAUAGGAGAGUUAAUGUAAGGUAUAUCUUGAUUCCAAAAAGCUUUUUCUAUUUUGUAAUUCUAAAGGAUUUUCAUGAAGAGACGAAAGAUCCUGAAAGUCUUUAGAAUUUCCAUCUGCUCAUGACACAUUCUUCGAUAUACUUAUCAAAGCAGAAAAAUCUUUCGCAAAAAGAACAUACACAGGCCAUCUUCAUAGAAAGUGAUUUUUUCAAGUUUGUUGCCCAUCAUGAUAACGUAACUCAGUUUAAAGACGAUAUUUCACUGUAACCAAAAUAUCACUUCAAUGUAAGCAAGAUACAACAGCGUAGAAACCUGGUAUGUUACGUGCAACACAUUGGGUGUUUGCAUUCUGUAAAAUGUUCUAACUCUUAAUCGAUUUAGAAAGUCAGAUUUUCUCUGAUAUUCUGCAACGAAAGAUAAGGCGCAUUUUGGAUGUGACAGUUUUCCUCAUGGCCGUCAACAUCGGUGCCCACUCCACUCCAACCCAGUUUUUGUCAUAAAAUGCUCUACGUUUACAGCUGUUCAUUCUAUUUUUAUCUUGCAAUUAUUCUUUUGAAAUGUUGUCCAUUUACACUUAGUCAUCAGAUAGAAUCCUAGCAAUAAAGUUACCUACCAAUGAUAUGUGAGUAAUCUCUCCUUGAUUUCUCCUUUCCCCAAAUACCCUAGGAUCAACAUGCAUUUGGUUUCUUAUGCUUAGGCUACUGAUCAAGCGCCAUGCUCAAGAGAUAACACAGGCUGGUUACCAGUCUUCUGACGGCUUGCUUUCACGCGAAAUGCAGGUGACCCCAUUUACCUUAUUCAUGACGGUUUCCAACUCAUUGAUCUCUUGGUAAGACCUGUGCACUUGCCUUUAGACCUUGAAUUAUCAUUUAGUCAGUCAGCCGAUUAAAUACUCAACAUUUUUUACAUACCACAAAAACUGACAGUGUCAGGUACUAGUCAAUGUGAUGACUAAAUUUUUUGUCAACAUAUAAUAGAUAAAUUAAUCAUGUAAAAAAGACUGCAAAGAUUUUUAAUUAGUAUAGGAAAGGAGUUAGACAGGGAUAUUGUUGUGACAAACUAAGCAAGUGCCUAAUACCAAAUCUGACUUCAAAAUAUGGUUGUAUAUCGGUAACUGAUUGAUUUUCCGAGAUGGGCCCAAAAAGAUAUUUUCUGGAAGUCACGUGGUAGAUGACGUCAAUAUUUGCCUUGGAAUGAUCAUAAAAACGACCAUAACUUUCGACUAAGUUUAAAGCAGUGGCGUAGCGUCCGGGUAUUCAAGGUAUUCAGUGAAUACCCUGAGAUUUCUCAGAAAAAAUAUUAAAACGACGUAUAAAUGUAAUAACUAAAAAAUGUUUUGGGGCUAUUGAUUCUGGUUGAAUUCGUUACCUUCGAUAUUCUGCAUUUUGUACAAGUACAAAAUAUCACGAAAUUGAUGGAAACAAUAACGCUGCGACGCAUAGAGAAGCUGGGAGAUCUUUGAAGCUAAUUUUGAAGAUUGAGCUACUUCAUGUUGAAUGGAGAUCGGUCAUGAAUACGCAGUGAAUACCCUAGACGGUACUUUAACCAAUCAAAAUGCUCCUUUCCAUGAAUAAUAUUUGCCGUUAAUCAGCUAAAACAAUGGUCUUGUACGCUGAGAAAUAUGCAGCGUACAGCCUCAAAGUUGGUUCAAAAAAGUCUCGUUUUGAGAUCGAUAUAAACAGAUAAUGGACGUCGGAGAGGUUGGAGUGAUGGAUCUUCAUUGAAAACAGUAAACAUGACUUUAUUCAAAGCUAUUGCAGUGUCCGUAUUACUGUUUAAUAAUCAUUCUCUCAUUUGACCCCUAAUCUUAAUCUACCAACAGCAAAGUGGAAAGGAAAGGUAGGCUUUUACAUAAUGCUACACACUGACUCAGAUCUGUGCCUCUUGAAAUGCCAAUUUUGUUAUUGCUUGUCAAUCAGGAAUGCUUCUGUUUGUAUUAUGUGAUAGAAUUAAAUUAAAUGCAGAUAGGCCUGGAUAAUAUCCUUAUAGUUGCCUGGUGCAUUCACUUAUAUUGUUGGCCUAUUUUGUUUGCAUUAUUCGAGCCCAUUUAUUUGCUUUAUUGUGCAGUCUCGUCUCAUUACCUUCGAGUCUCUCAAUCAUCAACUUGUAUUGAAAAUAUCACGAUUAAGCCUUGAAGAAAAAGUCUAGACUGCAUCCACUGCAUACCACAAACUAUUUAUAACUCGUGUAAUGCCCUAUGUGAAUAACUUUCGAAAGCCCUUUUGUAUUAAGGUAUCAAGAGAAGGUGUUUACAGUUACUUCCUCUUUACAUCAGUGCAAAUUUUAGAGGAUUCAACAACAACUAUUGGGACAUAUUUCGACUAGCAAAAUUUUACUGACUUUCAAUGAUACGUUUUGAUUUGAAUUACUUUUGAUGAAAUGGUUAGUGGUAUUUUGAUGCAAUGAAUGAGUUCGAAGAGUAUAUUUGAAGGGUCCUUUAGCAAAGUAUCGUUUUCAUCAUAGUAAUGCCCUGACAGUGCAGUACUUGCCAACCGAACCAGAAAGAAAAUUAGAUAAAUUGUCAAUAGCUAGUCCUUUUAAUCUUCCUAUUAUCCCUCCUAUUUCCAUCAAGCCCCAUUGAGCCACACCCUGCCCCACCCUUUUGUUUAAUAAAGAAUACCCAGUUGAAAAAGUCACGCUACGCCACUGGUUUAAAGGCCUUCCUAUUUUGAGAGACUUGUGGCCUUCUUCCCCUUCCUUUUAUGCAGCCCUUGGUGCAUCAUAGAUACGAUGUUUCAUCUGGGUUUUAUGGUUUUGGUGAAAUAAUAAGUUAGUGUGCCCAAUAAUUGAUAUUGAAUACAAAUUCGAGCAUUCGAUUAGUUUUCGAGCAGAUAUUUGCUGGUGACCACACAGCACUGCGUUAUGUUCCUCAUUAUACUCUGAUUUGCAUGUCACUUGGCUAGACCGAUAAUGGGUUUUCAAAGUACAACAACAGAACCGUACAACACUGUUACAUAAUUAGCAAAAAUGAUGAGAUUGAAAAAGCUGUCUUACAUAGCUUUUAGUUAGCCUUAACAACCAUAAGGUUGUUUUUUACAACAAGGGUAUGGUUUUACAACAUACCUUCGCAGCCAGUUCAGACUCCAUUUUUCCCCUUAAAAACUUAAUCGACCGUUCCAAACUUAAAAAACCAUCAUUACUUCAACAGCAGCACCAACUCCUUCCUGUUAAUUGGGAGAGUAAUGAAUGGGUGUGUCCAAUGAUGUCACGUCUUUGUCUCAUUUCAGUGCUAUAUAUUAGGUUUAGUUUUAAAUUACAAAAAGAUUCAGCAUGUCUAUCAAUAUUUUGAAUUUUGGAACUAAAUCUUUUUUUGGGGUGUUGCUAAAGGGGCCAUCCCGAGUCAUCCCAUUCGAUGAUAGAAAAAAACAUUUGACCGUCAUCACUUCAACGGCGGCACCAGCUCCUGUGAAUCGGGAGAGCAAUGGAUGUGGCCAAUGUUGCCACGCCUUUCCUUUCAUUUCAGUGCUAUAUAUCAGGUGUAGUUUUAACGGUAGAUCUUGAAGCCGCAUAUCCUGCCCACGGCCAGUGCGUUGAAGUUGAUUUUAGAAGAAUCACGUUGUCCAUGUUUUGAAUAUAUAUAUUCCCAAAGCUCAAUUUGCUAUAAAAUUUUGCUCAAAGACCUUUCUUGAAUCGACGAGGAAUUCACAAGCCUAUUUUAAUUCAUUUUAAGCCUAGAAUUUCAUUUUCAAAAGCAAGGCUUGGAGAGCUUCUUAAAAUUCUAAUCUGAGAUCUGAAAUAGACGGUAGAACGAAUAUCUGCUGCUUCAGAUAAUUUUUUGCUUUAUCGACUUUGCUGCAGCCAAUAGUCCUCCCCCGCCGUCCAUUGACCCUAUGCAAACACUUUUAUCGCUUCCGAAGUCAGAAUAUUCAAGUUAAACAUAUUCCGGUUAGCAAGACUCUAACAAAACAGAAAACAAUAUCAAGUGCUAAUGGAAAUGAUUUCUUUUUAUACGAUGUAAAAUUUUUGUAAAUAUAUGAAUAUAAAACAAUCUUUGCCUAGGGUACUAACAAUGUUAAACUAGUGAGUGGUUUCUUAGUCAUAUCAGUCUUGCAGGAAGAAUCAUUCUAGGAACAACAAGUCUUUGUGAUUUAGCAUUUGUACCCAAUCCAUCUGUUCUGUGGGCGCAAAACGAAACAGCACAAUUUUGUAUUAAGGUUGUGAUGGUUCCAGGCUGCCCCGCAGUUGUUCAUCACUUUGCUGUAUGCAAACAUGUGGAUGCCAUUUGGAGGGGAAACCAUUUUGCCGUGUCUCUUGCACAUGUUGUCUAACUCGGCGUUGCUUUGAAUCUUAGCUUUGGCUUUUGAAAAACAGUUAUUUGGGCACCAGCUCUUAACUUCGUCGCAUGAAACAUGAACGCCAGGGAAACCACAGAAAAGGC
Messenger RNA from Rhopilema esculentum, 9331 nucleotides. Its product is annotated as coiled-coil domain-containing protein 191. NCBI's taxonomy places the organism in Eukaryota, Metazoa, Cnidaria, Scyphozoa, Rhizostomeae, Rhizostomatidae. The record is from RefSeq and is a predicted model, not a curated record.